AUGCACUCAUCUGUUUUUUUCUCUGCAAAAAGCACAAAUCCUGGGCACUCAGAGCAUAAUAUCGGUAAUCGAGAUUCUCUAAACCUUUCUAAGAAUUCUUGAGAUGCUGCAUUCAGUGAUAUAUCUCUGGCUAAAUUCAUAUUAAGGACCCUUUCGACUCCCAAAGAUUUCAGCUUUCCUGAGAUUUUAUUGAAAGCCUCUUGAGGGGAAAUAUUGAAAUAUUUAGAAAUUGCAAAAAUUGUUUGCUGAGAUAAGGAAAUUGCCAUUCUCAUUUGGCCAAGAUUUUUUCUAAAAAUUUCUAAGGAAUGCUGCUCAAGAAAAACAGCGCUAGAUGAAGUAACGCAGCCGCUGCAAGCUAAGCAAUCACUUAAACUCACCUGAGCUGUCUGAGCAGAACUUGUUUUAAUCAUUGAAGAGUGUACGGAACAAUUUGCUGAAGGAUUCAAAAAAUCGUUCAGAUCUGUGAUUUUAACAAUCCCUGAGAACUCCAUAAUUUGCAAAUUAUUUUAA
Molecule: messenger RNA, 510 nt
Organism: Blepharisma stoltei
Lineage: Eukaryota; Ciliophora; Heterotrichea; Heterotrichida; Blepharismidae
Source: the annotation of a GenBank genome assembly